Molecule: messenger RNA, 2211 nt
Organism: Rhodamnia argentea
Lineage: Eukaryota; Viridiplantae; Streptophyta; Magnoliopsida; Myrtales; Myrtaceae
Product: probable protein phosphatase 2C 33
Exons: 6
Coding region: 542-1765 (407 amino acids)
Biological process (GO): protein dephosphorylation
Molecular function (GO): protein serine/threonine phosphatase activity
Source: RefSeq, a predicted model, not a curated record
UUCUUCAAUAUCAAGUUUUUUUAAUCUUCUUCCUUCGGAUCGAGGCAAUUUUAUCCGUCUCCUCUCUCUCUCUCUCUCUCUCUCUCUCUCUUUCAGUCCAAUCCUAGACGCCAUAGACUCCUUCGUCCUCCCACUGUUUCAUCGUCUUCCGCGGAGACCGGCAACCCGAUAGCUUCACGGUUGGCGAAACCCGUCCCAACCCCAUUAAUGGAACGGGAUUGACGACCGCGAGAAGAAAUCCGGGUGCUUUCCGAAUUGUCGUCGAUCCCAUUUUUUUGAUCAUUUUUGGCUCCGCCCGGCCGUUUCUCCGAUUCGGUCCGGUGUUUCUUUACCAAUCUUUUUUCUCGUCUGGUCCGAGGAAGAGGCCUGGCAGUUUUCGUCCUCGAAUCUCCUGAUAGUAAACUUGGGGAUUGAUUGAUUCUUCCACGGAGCCAAAACGGCGACGAAUAAGGCGAUAGUGGAGAUACGUCGGGGCUCUGAUGCAGAUUGUUUGGUAGGACUGGAGUGCUUGCUGAACAUUUGCAGGGCUGUUUCGUUGGGGAUGGGUUCGUGCCUGUCCGGGGCAGGGGGGAGCUCGGUCCCCUAUGCCCCGGAAUCUUCAUCAGGCAGCACGAAGGCGAAGAGCUCGUCUCGGAAGAGGCAGAUGAGGAGGAAUUUCUCGUUCGAGUCAAACAUGGAGAUGUGGCUGCACCGGAUUCCUGGAAGGAUGUUUUUGAACGGGUCGACCGACGUGGCAUCUCUAUUCACCAAGCAAGGCAAGAAAGGGGUUAACCAGGAUGCUAUGAUUGUUUGGGAGAAUUUCGGCUCCAAGGCAGAUACUACAUUUUGUGGUGUUUUUGAUGGCCAUGGUCCAUUUGGCCAUAUGGUAGCUAAGAAGGUUAGGGAUUCUCUCCCCUUGAAAUUGAGUGCCCAAUGGGAAUUGAAAGUUAGCAGCCCAGAUGGGCGUAGUGAUAUCAGCUGCAGGGCCAUAGGAAGUAUGAACUCAGAACAGACUUCAAUAAAGACUGUCGAGGAUGUGAAGACCUUUCCAAACCAUGAGCAGAGUGAGAGUCAUUCUGAUACUAUUCUCACAUUGAAGGAGUCAUUCUUGAAGGCCUUUAAGGUAAUGGAUAAAGAGCUAAAACUUCACCCACAGAUAGAUUGCUAUUGCAGUGGGACAACUGCAAUAGCCUUGGUCAAACAGGGUCAUGAUCUUCUGAUCGGAAAUGUUGGGGAUUCCAGAGCUGUACUGGGUACCAGAGACAAAAAUAACUCUCUGAUUGCUGUCCAGUUGACUGUAGACCUCAAACCGGAUCUCCCAAGAGAAUUAGAGAGAAUCAGGCUGUGUAGAGGGAGAGUUUUUGCUCUACAAAACGAACCUGAGGUUGCGAGAGUAUGGCUUCCCAACUGUGAAUCUCCUGGCCUUGCCAUGGCUCGAGCAUUUGGAGACUUCUGCCUUAAAGACUUUGGUUUGAUUUCCGUGCCUGAGAUUUCUUAUCGACGCCUCUCUGAUAUGGAUGAAUUUGUAGUGUUGGCCACUGAUGGGAUUUGGGACGUCCUCUCAAACAAGGAAGUUGUAGACAUAGUAGCCUCGGCACCGAGGUCGAUUGCUGCAAGAACCCUAGUUGAGACAGCCGUUCGAACUUGGAGACUUAAGUAUCCAUAUGCCAAGGUCGACGACUGCGCUGUGGUUUGCCUCUUCCUCAAUUCAAAUUCGAGCAGUUGCGCUAGCACCCAACCCGCAUCCAAGGAGCAAAUAGCAUCACCUCAAGAGAACAACUCUUGAAAGUGGUAGGCCCUGUGGUGAGUAGGCCUCAAAAAGUUUUAUGUCAAAGAGACAAGCGGGGGUUUCAACAUCAUCUGAGGCCUGCCCCUCUAAGUGGCUCUUUGGAUAUGGUGUUUCAAGGUCAGCAAUCUGAUGAUCUUGAUUAUUCUUCAUCAGUAAAUAGAAUUCUUCAAUAUCUUACUUGAUUCUUUCACCAGUUGUAUUCAUACAUGAAGAAAGUGAGGAUGGAGGACUUUUUCUUCUCUUUUUUUUUUUUUGUUUCAUAAUUUGGGGUGGGGGGUUUUUGUGAAUUAUUGGUUUUGGGAGGUGGCACUGGCCUUUGUUUUUGUCCUGGGUCGGCUGGCUUCUUGUUCCCGUUUGGCCUUCAUUUGGUUUCUCCUGUAAUUUUUCGUUUGAAGAAGUUAUUGGGAAGUGGAACUAUUGAAAGUGAUAUCUUUUGUUUCGGA